ACCCCCCGUCCUACCCUGCUCCCUACCCCGCCCCUUCCCCUGAUUUUCCCCCUAUAUUAUCCUCUGCCCCUUCCCCAGCAGCUUCCCCCAACGCCCCUCCCCCUGUUUUCCCCCCAUCUGAUUCCCCCCUUCCCCCGGAUCUCCCCCAACCUCCCCCUCACCCUCACAAACCCCCCAAAAGACAUCCCCCACGCGCCCACAGCCCCCCUCCCCCUUCUGAACCUCUUCCCGAACCUCCUGCCAAGCCUCCAGCCGAACCUCCUGCUGAACCUCCUGUUGAAACUCCUGCCGAAACUCCUGCCGAACCUCCUGCUGAACCUCCUGCCGAAACUCCUGCCGAACCUCCGAGCCUUUCACCUGCACCGGCCCCUAGCCCUUCCCCCUCCUCCCCUGCCGUCUUCCCCCACCCCCCUUCUCCCCCCCCAUAUCUCCCCCUGCCCCAUCCCUUCCCCCCACCUUCCGCCCCUGCUGAAUCCCCCCUAUCUGCUCCCACUCUCUCCUCCCCUUCCUCUUCCCCCUCUCCUCCCUCUCCUCCACUCUCUUCUCCCGCAUCCCACCCUCCUCCUACUCCUCCUCCUUCUUUCUCAAUUCACCCUUCACCCUCACUGCCCCCCCCCCUUGACACUCCCACCUAUCCCUCACCACCGCUAGCCGCCCCUCCAUCUCCCCCUCCCCCUCCUCUCCACCACCCCAUCAAGCACCAUCCUCCCCUCUACGCUGCCACUCCCCGCAGCCAUGCACCCGUCAUCCUCACAUCUCCCCCUCCCCCUCCUCCUCCCCUUCACUUCGCCCCUCCCCCCAGCUCUCUCCCUACCCCUUCUCCUGGUACUCUCUUUCUCACCCCACCUCCUCCCCCUCCUCCUCGUCCUUCUCCUCUUUUUUCUCUCCCGCCUUUCUUCAUCGGCCCAUCAAGCCCUGCCAUCGUUUUGCCACCGGCACCGCCGCUCAUCCUACCUCCCCCACCCCCCGACAGCAGACACUGCCCCCCGUGCCCUUCCAGGACCGUCCUCCUCCCCCGCGCCUCCCCCUCGGAUCUCUCCUGCUCCUGCGCCCUUCCCAUGGUGCUGAUCGCCAGGCUCCACUCCUCCUUCGACUCCUUCCUCCACAAUGUCCCUGUCUUCGCUGCUGAGCUCGCCUCAGGCCUUACCGUUUACACAAGGCAGGUCGAGGUGUGGGCUGUGAGCUACGACCCGGACCCCACUGCUCUAAUCAUCACCACGUAUUUAUUGCCGGUGGUUCAAGGUGGUUCAGCGGCUAAGGGGGAGCAAGCAGCUAGGGCGAGUUCGGUGCAGGGGGGUUCAAUACAGGGGGAGUCAGCAGCUAAGGGGGGGCAAGCAGCUAGGGCGAGUUCGGUGCAAGAGGAAGCAGCUAGGGGAAAGGAGGCCGGUCAGGGUGGUGAGGCUGCUGCUCGAGUGUUGGUGGCGACGCAGGGAGGGAGGCAGGAAUUGCAGCAGAGCCCGGUUCAGCUGAGUCGGUCGGAAGUGGGGAGGAUUCGGCGGCUGCUGCUGGAGGGGAGAGUGCAGCUGGACCCGAGCUUGUUUGGGGAGUUCACCGUCCUUAUGAUUCUAGACCCAGGUCAACCGUUCCCCAGUCCCCCUCCUCCUCCCUUCCCGGACCCAUCCCUCUCGCCUAACAUCACCUCUGACAGCACCAACGCCGGUGAUUUGUCCUCCCCCUCCCCCUCCCCUUCCUCCUCCCCUCCCUCCCCUCCCUCCUCUCUCUCCUUGUUGCUCAUCAUCCUGGCUAUCGGGGUUCCGGUAGGGGUAUUUGCGCUGGUUACCCUGGCCGCGAUCGGGUGGAAUAGGCUAGUAACCCGGAAGGCGCAGAGGAACGCUUUCAAGGGUGUGAAAGCGUAUGGGCCGUUUUGGGGGGGAAGGAGUGAGGGAGAGGGAGUGAGGAGGGGGAGUGAGGGAGGGGUUGAGGAGGAGGAGGAUUCGUGGCUUGCGGAGGAAAGCUCUGCUGCUGCAGCAGCAGCAGCAUUGGCGGCAGCAGCGGCACACGGUAAAAGAAAGAACAGCUACUCCCCACCCUCUAGCUCCUCCCCUUCCUCCUCCCCGUCUCAAAGACCCUUGGCAAUCCCUGAGCGACAAGAAUGGGAACGAGAACGGGACACAAGAGCAUGGGACCGAGAUCCUGCUGAUUACAAUAAGGCGGAUUACAUGAGGGGAGUAUACCUGAGGGGAGCAGGAGAGGAGGGGGGAGGAGGUAGGAGGAGAGGAAUGAAGGGGAAGCAGAGGCCCUUAAAGCCCGAGUUUUCAGGCAUCCCUUUUGCAACAUCAUUGAAGCUUGAAAACUUUUCGGACGGGGCGUACUCUUUUUCGGUCGUGCAAGUCCGGGCAGCCACGGAAAAUUUCAGCUCGGGUAACUUGAUCGGGCAGGGAGGGUUUAGCCGGGUGUACAAGGGAGUUUUGGAAAACGGCACUCCGGUUGCUGUGAAGCUGCUUCUGUCCUCCCGAACCUCGUUCCGAGCCUCGGCAGCAGGUUUGGCAGCUUUGGCUGGGUCCCCGGACCUAAAUGAGCAAGGCUCGGGAGCAGCUUUCGUGAUGGCAGCAGUAGCAGAAGCAACAGCAGCACGGAUAGCAGCAACAGCAACAGGAGCAGGACCAGGCUCGGGAGCAGGUGCGGGGACUCCAGGCUUGGGAGGAGCAGGCUUGCGAACAGGUUCGGAAGCAGGUUGGGGAGCAGGGUCUGAAGCAGGUUCGGAGGACAUCCCCCCUAUAAGAGACCUCGAAUUCGAUAGAGAGUUUUCAGCAGAGGCCAAUAUCUUGAGCUGUUUGAACCACAGAAACAUCGCGAAGCUUCUAGGAAUUUGCCGCGAGGGGAACUUCCGGUGCCUGGUGUUUGAGUUUGUGGAGCGUGGGACUCUGCACGCGUUGCUGCAUGGAGGAGGUGGGAUGAGACCUCCUCCCUCCGGCACUCUAGACUGGCCCACAAGGCUGAGGAUAGCUGUUGGAAUCGCCCAGGGCGUGUGCUACUUGCACGAGGAUGCGUCUCCUCUGAUCAUUCACCGCGAUCUGAAGACCGCGAAUGUGUUGGUGGAUAGGGAUUUCACUCCUAAAAUCGCGGAUUUCGGGCUGGCUAGGACAGUGGAGGGUGAGGGGGGGAGCGGUGGGAGAGAGAGCGGAGAGGGGAAUGAGGAGUACAUGGCUCCAGAAUACACCCUGACAGGUCAAUCCGGCAUCAAAAGUGAUGUCUACAGCUUUGGGGUUAUUCUACUAGAGCUCAUCACCGGACGUGAAGCUGUGGACCGAACCAAGCCUGCAGGUUUGGAGAGCCUUGUGAAGUGGGCCAGGCCGCUGCUUGCCGAGCCUCGGGCGCAAGUUCGGCAGCUCGCUGACCCGGCUCUGGAGGGGAGGUUCGGCAAGGAGGGUCUGGUUCGGAUGGCAGUGGUGGCAGGGAUGUGUGUUGCUGUGGAUAAUGGUAGAAGACCAGCCAUGAGUCAAGUAGUGGAGCAACUGCGCCAGAUCCAAUCAGAGGACCCCACGUCUGCACAGCUUCCCAACAGUGCCAACCCAGCAGCUGCUGCUGCUGCUGCUACCACCUCUACCACCACCACCACCGCUGCAACUACCACCACCACUACCGCCACCACCACCAUUGCUACCACUGCCACUGCCGUUGCAUUUUCCUUCUCUACUUCCUCCUCCUCCUCCUCCUCCUCCUCCUCCUCCUCCUCUUCCUCAGCAUCUCGAUCGCUCCUCUCCACUUCUCACUCCCCCCACACUCGCCCCACUGCACAAACCCCUCCUCUCUCCUCUCUCCCUCCCCCCCACACCCAUCCCUCCCAUCCCUCUCUCUUCUCCUCUCCCCACUCCUCCGCCCCUCUCUCCUCCCCUCACUCCCCCUCCCUCUCCUCCCCAUACCACACACCCAGACGCCACGUGUCCCCGUUCCCACCCCCCCACUACCCCUCCCCACAUAUACCUUCCCCUGCUGCCGCCUCCCCUGCCUCAUACGCAUCAGCAGAGGAGGAUACUGGAAUCCUGGGAGACAAUAUGGGCGGAAUUGCCCUUUUGCCACCGGUGCCAGAGGCUGAACGGUCUUCCAUGCCUAAAUUAUUAAGAAUGACAGUUCAAGGGCUGGACUACAGUGGGGACUUAGCUCUUUCUCCUGGGGGGUCCGACUCUGAAUCAACCAGAUCACUCUCUCAGUCACGGCAGUCACAGCCGCCUCUUGAGAAUGCUCAAAUCCCUGCCUGCUCGUCCGGUGGGUCUAACCCCGACUCAGACUCAUCCACAUCACUCUCUCAAAUCCUGCACACUCAGAAUCAUCCAGCGGACCAGCCACCCCCCGGAAUCUCCCCUCUCCUCACCCUCUCUCACUCUCUCCCCUCCACUGCUCACAGCACCCACCCACAACCGUUGUACACUCCAAAUUCCCCAUCUUCGCAAGCAUCUACCCGCCAGCCGUCUGACCGCUCACUGUUGCCACCCAGAUCAUCUGCCGAACCUAGGGAUGAGGUUCGACACGCCCGCACCGGCAGCCACACGCUUGACAUUGCCCAGAGCGGGGAGAGCUACAGUGGUCACUGCAGCCGGGAGAGUGUAGAUUUCGUUUGUAACGAAGAAAGUGCUCAAUACACACAAACACAAGGUUCAAGCACAAUAUAUGAUGGCAGCAGGCAUAGGGAAGGGUCGAGUCAAAGUCCUUUCCCUAAGUCUAGAUUUUGGGGCAAAGAUGGUGGAAGGUAUGGUCGUGAGUAUCUGCUUGAUGAUGCGUAUGACAGCUCAUGGACAGAUGAACAAAGGGGUAGUGGUGCUUGGAGUGGAGAUAUGGCAGGCGAAGCGGUGGAGGAGAAGGUACUAAGACAUUCGUAGAAGUGGCUUAACAGUUCUAGGGAUGUGUUUUCUCAAUUCGAAAAUGGUUUGAAAGGUUGGAAGUGUAUGCGCUUACGCUUAAUGCUGUAUUUUAUGUG
Messenger RNA from Closterium sp. NIES-67, 4915 nucleotides. NCBI's taxonomy places the organism in Eukaryota, Viridiplantae, Streptophyta, Zygnematophyceae, Desmidiales, Closteriaceae. The record is from the annotation of a GenBank genome assembly.